AUGGACUUUGAUGAGCUAUGGAGGAAGAUUUGGGAGGUCAAGCCCAACAAGGAAGAAACUAAGAACGACGCACCCGAUAAUGCAGUGACUGACCCUACACCAACUGAGGAGUCCUGGCUAUAUCGCUUUUGGCAAGAGUCGCCGAGAGCAGUUCUCCGAAUGAUAGCUCUGAAGUUCAUAGAGUUGAUCAAAAACUGCCAGUCGGGGUCACCAAUCCAGUCGAUAGGCGAUCUCGACUGA
Molecule: messenger RNA, 240 nt
Organism: Perkinsus marinus ATCC 50983
Lineage: Eukaryota; Perkinsozoa; Perkinsida; Perkinsidae
Exons: 2
Coding region: 1-240 (79 amino acids)
Source: RefSeq, a predicted model, not a curated record